AUGGCUUCCCGCGUUCUCAGAAUUGGUCUCAUCCCUGGUGACGGCAUCGGCCGCGAGGUCAUCCCCGCCGGCCGCCGCAUCCUCGAAGCCCUGCCCUCGUCGCUGGGCCUGAAGUUCGAGUUCACCGACCUGCAGGCGGGCUUCGAGACCUUUGAGAAGACAGGCGCCGCCCUGCCCGACAAGACGGUCGAGAUACUAAAAAAUGAGUGCAACGGCGCGCUGUUCGGCGCCGUGUCCUCGCCCUCCAAGGUCGUCAAGGGGUACUCGUCGCCCAUCGUCGCCCUCCGCAAGAAGCUCGACCUCUACGCCAACGUGCGCCCCGUCAAGACGGUCCUCACGGCCGCCAAGCCCAUCGACAUGGUCAUCGUGCGCGAGAACACCGAGGACCUGUACGUGAAGGAAGAGCGCACGCUCGACGACCCGGCCUACGGCGGCAAGUACGCCGAGGCCAUCAAGCGCAUCAGCGCGCGCGCCUCGUCGCGCAUCGCCACCAUGGCCGGCGAGAUCGCCCUGCGGCGGCAAUCCCUCCGCGCGAACGGCGUGUCUAGCAUCCACAAGGCGCCCCUCGUCACCAUCACGCACAAGUCCAACGUGCUCUCGCAGACAGACGGUCUCUUCCGCUCCACAGCGCGCGAGGCGCUCGCCGCGCCCCGGUUCUCCGGCACCGUCAACGUCGAGGAGCAGAUCGUCGACAGCAUGGUGUACAAGCUGUUCCGGCAGCCCGAGGCCUACGACGUCAUCGUCGCGCCGAACCUGUACGGCGACAUCCUGUCCGACGGCGCGGCCGCACUGGUCGGAUCCCUGGGAUUGGUCCCGAGCGCCAACGUGGGCGAGGGCUUCGCCAUUGGCGAGCCGUGCCACGGCUCCGCGCCCGACAUCAUGGGUCAGAACAUCGCGAACCCCAUCGCCACGCUGCGCAGCACGGCGCUCAUGCUGGAGUUCCUCGGCGCCGAGGAGGCCGCCGCGCGCAUCUACGCCGCCGUCGACGGGAACCUGGAGGAGGGCCGCUUGCUGAGCCCCGAUCUGGGCGGCAAGGCCACGACGGAGGAGGUUGUGCAGGAUAUCCUGAGAAGACUGUAG
Anthostomella pinea is the source of this 1080-nucleotide messenger RNA. NCBI's taxonomy places the organism in Eukaryota, Fungi, Ascomycota, Sordariomycetes, Xylariales, Xylariaceae. The record is from the annotation of a GenBank genome assembly.